Microdochium trichocladiopsis is the source of this 1886-nucleotide messenger RNA. RefSeq lists its product as uncharacterized. The transcript is spliced from 4 exons. The record is from RefSeq and is a predicted model, not a curated record. Lineage: Eukaryota; Fungi; Ascomycota; Sordariomycetes; Xylariales; Microdochiaceae. The coding region runs from base 186 to 1646 and encodes 486 amino acids.
CCGGGCCUUCAGAGCCUGCCAUGCGUGUCAAUGCCAACUCUGCAGCCUCACUCGCCAUUCCCCUUCUCAAGUCCAGUGAUUCAAGGCUUCCACAGCUUGCCCAUCAUUUCUUGUCCAUGGCACAGCUGUCUCUUGCCCCUGCAGUAGUGCCAAGUCGCCAGUGAAAUACCCAGACAACGGCCAUCAUGAAGGGUUUCCGCCGCAAGAAGUCCAACGCCGACUUGAUCAAGCCUGCUCCUUGUGACCCUAUGGCCAGCCCUGUCCAGAAGCAAGCACCCGGCGAUGUCGAAGAAGAAGCCGACGCGGAGGCAUCGGUACCACCAAUAUGUCGUCCUGGCUACAGCGAGAACAAAUGCCGCAACGUUCUUGUCAGAUACUGUGCUCAUAUCCCACGAAACUACCAGUACAAAGAUGGCAUCCAGCGAGUAUUCCUUGUCCUGCGAGAGCAUUUGGGAGAUGAGAAUCUGGAUCUUGCGGGCGGCGUGCUCUAUGAGCUGAUCGAGAUCGACUGCGAACACACGGACGACGCUGGUGCUGCAUACCAGCGAUGGCGGUACGACCACAUGUGGCGACAUUCUGACUUCGAGCUUCCGCAUGUCCCGCACAUGACAACAAUCACACCGUCGAUAGUACCUACACCACGACUCGCCAAAUGGAGAGCCACACACCCAGAGAGAUACCCCUUUGUACUGUCCGACUCGGCACCAGUCACAGCCAGACCAUCCUCAGAACCCAGCUGCAUUCGGUCACAAAAAGCUUGGCUCAUCGACAACACUUUCUACAUCUCUUCUCGACAGCUUGGCACUCGACCUGUAGAGCUAUGUUCGGACCCCAAAGAGUUCCACAAGAUGCAGUGGGCCACGGUUGGCCAGAGCGGCCGUCUGGUACAGGAAAGAGAAGUGACCAUUGCCCCAUCGAUCUGCUGCGCGGACCUCCCGUCGCCAACAACGAUAGAUGCGCCGUCUCUCCAGUCGCGCUCAAGCAGAAGACGUUCGACAUUUAGAUCGUCCCGAUUGUACAAACUGCUGAAUAAGACGGACCAAAACACAAUUGUGUCACAGGCGAGCCAGAGACGGCAUAGUUGGAUCCCUUCGGCUCUGGGCUUCGAGUCAGACCAGCUUUUCAGUCGCAGGCGAUCUCGAGUAGAUCUUGCUGUGAUUUUGGUGCCUUUGCCUGACGCAAACAAAUACCAAAAUGGCAUAUUCGCAAGGAAGAACAUGCUGGUGGAAAAGGGUAAUGCUCUGCCGCCAUAUCUGCCUCUUGGGCAUAUGCCGACAGCAGAGACCAAGGCUACAGAGUCCAUGAUGGAGGCAGCUCAGAGUAGCCAGUUUGGUGCGACAUCUGAAAGGCCCUUCCGUGGCCCCUUUACACCCCAGCUCGGAUUCGACGGUGGGCUCGACUUCCAAUGGUCGAAGUCUGCAUCAGCUAUCAAGAUUCGCCGCUUCGACGUGUCACCAGACAAGGACGAGUCGACGGACUUGAUCUGCGAGAGUGACAUUAGUCCAUGUGCUCAGGUGCGCCGAAAUAUCUGCGCACUUCGCAGGCGUCGUCGUCGGGGGGUCAUCUUCGAUCUACCUGGCGCCCCUCCUUGGGGGACUCAAUCACCAAACCAGAGAGUGGCUACCAGGCAGGGCAAUUUCUUCUGAGUUCAUUGUGGUAGGGCAUAAUGAAUGGUGAGCAUUUGAGUCUUGGCACAUUUCGUGCCCUCACCAGCCUCGAUAAUCAAUACUGUUGUCGGGUCUCACGGUGUAUUGAGUUGCUUGCUGGAUCCGACUGCAUCGGAACACGCUUGGAAGUAGAAGUAUUCAUAAUUGCAUCACGUGCGCUUAAUUCAGAUCCAUAAAAUCAGACUCAGCCGCGUGCUUCCAGACUACGAGCGAAAUGCC